AUGACGACGUCAUUGGACGCAUUCAUGAAUCGAGUCAUAUCAGUUGUGACUGGAGAUGGACGGAAUAUAGUAGGAAUGAUGAAGGGAUUUGACCAGCUUGUGAAUGUGGUUCUCGAGGACUCACAUGAACGUGUGUAUUCCGAAACGCAAGGUGUCGAACAAAUACCGCUGGGUUUGUAUAUAAUUCGAGGAGACAAUGUGUGA
This is a messenger RNA of Cylicostephanus goldi, 204 nucleotides long. Lineage: Eukaryota; Metazoa; Nematoda; Chromadorea; Rhabditida; Strongylidae. The record is from the annotation of a GenBank genome assembly.